AGCACGGCAGGCGGGGCCGGCCCGGCAGCCUCCCCGCUGGGGCUGAGCGGCACAGACCCGGCCGCGGCCGCGGGAGGGAGGCAGGCGACGUCCCCGUGAGUGCUGCGUUCUGUCUGCUAGGGUUUCGCGGGUUAAUAAUUCAGGCCGUCCUCUGCAACAGGAAACCCAGCCGGCCGGCCGAGCCCGCUCCCACAGGGCUCCGGGGCGGCCAGUCGGCCGCUGCUGCUCGGAGCUGAAGACCCGUGAGGACGGCCGCCUGCCCUCGCCCAUGCCCGUGCCCAGCAGGCAUGUGGGUGUCGGUCGCUCUCAGAGCUGGGACGCCGCCGGCUGGUACGGCGGCCCCUGGGCAGUGGCUGAGGCCCCCGGCCGGAGCGGCCCCCUGACCGAUGGGGGUAGAGAGGGGCCCUGGCGCGAGCCCGCGCCCGACCUGUGCCGGGAGGUCUUCUACAGCUCGGUGGCCGGCAGGAAGAGCUCCGUCCCCGACUUCGCCUUCUACGACAGCAGGCAGGCGGUGAUGACCGCGCACGCCGCCCUGCUGCCGCGGGAUUGCUACGGCGACCCGACUGGAGAGGCUCAGGUGCCCCGAGAGCUGCGCCAGCACCGGGACCCCGGAGUGGGCCGCUCACUGGCCGGCUACGGAGUGCCUGGGGGCGGGGCGACGUGGGAGCAAGGGCAAGGCCGGGCCCCUGCGCUGCAGGACGUGGCCCGCCUGUACCGGGACCCUGCAGGUAAAGCGGUGGCCCCGGGACUGCGGGCGCAGAGCAGGGCCUUGUCGCCGCCGCGGCACGCCGGGGAGCUGGCCCACAGCAGGUACCAGGCAGAGGCGACCAUUUACCCCGCCGGCCAGGCCUACAACGACGUUGGUGUCGGCGAGAGGCCUGUGGAUCCCGCCACCGCCAGGCAGGUGGCCCCCACGUGCCUGGUCGUGGACCCCACUGGCGCUGCCGCCCCUGAAGGUGCCCCGGGGACGGCGCCGGGCACCCCGAGUCGGGGCUACGGGCAGGGCGGCGACCCCUCCAGGAUGUCUCUCGGGAGCUGUGAGGCCGGCCUGUCCUGCUUCCCGGAGCCCGGCGGCACGAGGAGCGCGCAGCCCGAGUUCCUGGCGCUGCUGCGGGCGGAGGGCGUGGCGGAGGCCACGCUGGUGGCCCUGCUGCAGCAGGGCUUCGACUCCCCGGCCGUCCUGGCCACCAUGGAGGACGCAGACGUCAGGUGUGUCGCGCCCAACCUGGGCCAGGCCCGCGUCCUGAGCCGCCUGGCCGGCAGCUGCAGAGCCGAGAUGCAGCUGCGGAGGCAGGGCCCGGCGGGCGCCCCGCCCCGGGCUCGCUCCAGCAGCCUCGGCCACCGCGGCGAGCUCCUCGGCAACCUGUCCCCUCUGGGCACCGCGGGCCCCCUGCAGGCAGCACCCCCCCGGGCCGGGGACCUGGCUCGACGCCCCUCCAGCGCUCCCUCCCAGCAUCCGCUGGAGCCGGCGGCCACCUACUCUGCCCCUGGGGUGGGGGCCCACGCCCCCCUCUUCCCCUCCAGCUCCGGGUACAGCUCUCCCACCCCCUGCGCCCUGACCGUGCGGCCGGGCUCCAUGUACCCCCCGCAGGCGGGGCUGGCCCUGACGCACCCGGGCCCCGCCGCCCCGCUGCACCCCCGGACGGCCUACUCCACGGCCUACACAGUGCCCAUGGAGCUGCUGAAGCGGGAGCGGACCGCGGCCGCCGCGCCUCUGUCCAGCCCCCACGGCGGCGCCCAGCUCCUGCGGAAGCCCGGCGUCCCUGCAGACCCGUCCACCCUGCCGCCGGCCGGCCAGAGCCUCCACGCGCCCUACCAGAAGGUGGCCCGGCGCACGGGGGCCCCCAUCAUCGUGUCCACCAUGCUCGCUCCAGAACCAAGUAUCCGCCCCCAGAUCAUGAACGGCCCCCUGCACCCCCGGCCCCUGGUGGCACUGCUGGACGGCCGGGACUGCACCGUGGAGAUGCCCAUCCUGAAGGACCUGGCCACCGUGGCCUUCUGUGACGCGCAGUCCACGCAGGAGAUCCACGAGAAGGUGCUGAAUGAAGCCGUGGGCGCCAUGAUGUACCACACCAUCACCCUCACCAGGGAGGACCUGGAGAAGUUCAAGGCCCUGAGAGUGAUCGUGCGGAUCGGCAGCGGCUACGACAAUGUCGACAUCAAGGCUGCCGGCGAGCUGGGGAUCGCCGUGUGCAACAUCCCGUCGGCAGCGGUGGAGGAGACGGCCGACUCUACCAUCUGCCACGUGCUCAACCUGUACCGGAGGAACACGUGGCUGUACCAGGCGCUGCGGGAGGGCACGCGGGUGCAGAGCGUCGAGCAGAUCCGGGAGGUGGCCUCGGGAGCCGCCCGCAUUCGUGGGGAGACACUGGGCCUCAUCGGCUUUGGUCGCACAGGGCAGGCGGUCGCUGUUCGAGCCAAGGCCUUUGGAUUCAGCGUCAUCUUUUAUGACCCCUACUUACAGGACGGGAUAGAGCGGUCCCUGGGUGUACAGAGGGUCUACACCCUGCAGGACUUACUCUAUCAGAGCGACUGCGUCUCCUUGCACUGCAAUCUCAACGAACAUAAUCACCACCUCAUCAACGACUUUACCAUAAAGCAGAUGAGGCAAGGAGCGUUCCUGGUGAACGCGGCCCGCGGCGGGCUGGUGGACGAGAAGGCCUUGGCCCAGGCCCUCAAGGAAGGCAGGAUACGAGGGGCAGCCCUCGACGUGCACGAAUCAGAGCCUUUCAGCUUUGCUCAGGGUCCCUUGAAAGACGCGCCGAACCUCAUCUGCACGCCCCACACGGCCUGGUACAGCGAGCAGGCGUCACUGGAGAUGAGGGAGGCCGCGGCCACGGAGAUCCGCCGGGCGAUCACAGGUCGCAUCCCAGAGAGCCUAAGAAACUGUGUGAACAAGGAAUUCUUUGUCACAACCGCGCCCUGGUCAGUAAUAGAUCAGCAAGCAAUUCACCCGGAGCUCAACGGUGCCACCUACAGAUACCCGCCGGGCAUCGUGGGCGUGGCCCCGGGCGGACUCCCCGCCGCCAUGGAAGGGAUCAUCCCCGGAGGCAUCCCGGUGACUCACAGCCUCCCCACGGUGGCACACCCUUCCCAAGCACCCUCCCCCAACCAGCCCACAAAACACGGGGACAAUCGAGAGCACCCCAACGAGCAAUAGCAGAGGAUGACAGGAGGUCAGAUAAACCUGGGACCAAGAGACAGUGAGGAACAGACGAACGAAGAGGAAAGGAGCGUGCGGUCUUUCUGGCGGACUCGGGCGGGCGCGCCGCUGACCACGCAGCGUUCCGCUGAGGAAGAGCUGGAAGCUGAGACGCGGGAAAGCGGAAGACGCCUUCGCCUUCCGGAGGCCCCGAAAGACUGGGACGUGACUGGUUAACGACCAACUUCUGUUGUUGUGUGUUAAGUUUUUCAUCUGUGCAUCAAAUCACAAAGAAUAAACGGAUCUUUUUCCUUUACCAGCCCCUUGGGCCCAGCAGGCCCCGAACACCUUGCUAUAGAGAAUGUUGCGUCGAGAGUUCCAAACAUCCAAAUAAAAAUUGAGAGGCGAUCCCGGCCCUGUGACCCCGGUCCCUCCGGUCCCCGGGGGCUGCUCCUGCUGCUGCUGGGAAGCCCUGCACCCGUGUCCGUGGCCGGGCUGCGGGCGCAGGGCCUGGCCACUCCCGGCUCCUGCACAGAGAACUCGACCCUCUGAACUGCGCGCCGCGCGGGCAAGUCGGCCAUGAGUUCAGUGAUAUACCCUCUAAUGAUGCAAAAAGUAUUAAGUUUCACAAGCUGUUUGUACUCAAAUAUAUUUUCUCAGUUCAGAUCCUCAGCUAUUUUAUUGAGUGGAAAGUCUUGAACUGAAAGAGUUCAAGAAGAAUAAUGUUGCAUUUCCUUAUGUCUCAGGAAACACUUUUUAUGGUAACUUGUCAGAUUGUCUAUGAACAAACCCACUUUUUUAGACAUUGAUAAAGUCUUCUUUUCUUCACGUGAUAUUUUAUACAAGAACACUUCAGGUGUGUUAUUAGAUGUGACUGAUUUUAACAAAUCCUAUUAGAUUUGUAUCAGCUAGUUACAUGUUAUAUUCAUAGUCUUUUGUGAAUCAUCGCCUUUUUGUUUAAAAGAUGGCCUAUUUUGAGCCUUUGUAUAGGUACAUUCCUGUUUUUGUGACAAAAACCUUUAAAACUGUCCCAACAGAAAAACGAUGGCUAUCAGAAAUGUUUUGUUUUAGUGUGAGUUACCGUUACUGUAUCUGUUUAUUGUAAAGGUGGACAUUUAGCGUUCAGUGCAGUUUUCAAUAAAAGGUAAUAAAAA
This is a messenger RNA of Phyllostomus hastatus (greater spear-nosed bat), 4296 nucleotides long. RefSeq names its product C-terminal binding protein 2 (gene CTBP2). The coding region runs from base 269 to 3160 and encodes 963 amino acids. NCBI's taxonomy places the organism in Eukaryota, Metazoa, Chordata, Mammalia, Chiroptera, Phyllostomidae. The record is from RefSeq and is a predicted model, not a curated record. Gene Ontology annotation, molecular function: transcription corepressor activity; oxidoreductase activity, acting on the CH-OH group of donors, NAD or NADP as acceptor; NAD binding. The transcript has 9 exons.